AUGACUAGAAGAAAGGAUUUAACAAGUGAAGAAAGACAAGUUGUUGCACUCUUCCUUUUUCGCAACAGUGCAGAUGGCAAGUUGAACUAUGGCACUCAAAAGGCUGCCAUGACGAAGUGGGGCUGCUGUAGGAGUUCAAUCGCCCGUUUAUGGAAGGCUGCAAAGAAAGAACAAGCACAAGGUCAGUUAAUAUGUGUUCAAAGCAAAAAAAUCAACGAGGUUAGAAGGAAAAGAGUUCAUAUCGAUCUAGAAUUAAUUUCAAGUUUGGAAUUGCACAAAAGAGGAACAAUUCGAAGGCUUGCAACAGGUAUCAACUGCUCGAAGAGUACAAUGGGUAGAUGGAUAUCAAGAGGGCUGAUCAGAGCUCAUUCAAGUGCUAUCCGACCUGAUUUGACAGGCCCCAACAAGUUAUUGCGGCUUAAGUUCUCUCUUGAACAUAUUGAGUAUGAUAGAAUAUGCAUGGCCCUAAAGUUUAAGUCCAUGCACAAUGUAGUGCAUAUCGAUGAGAAGUGGUUCUAUAUCACCAAAACAAACCACAGAUUUUACUUAACACCACAAGAAACUGAACCACAUCGCACAUGCAAGAGUAAGAAGUUCAUUACUAAGGAAUUUUUCCUUUCACUGAGAGUGCCAGCCGAGAGAUCAAGCAAGAACAGGCAGGCUGGAACAUUAGAAGAGAAGCCAAUUCAGUCCAUCACUAAAGAAGUGAUCAAGGAAUGUAUCAUCAAUAAGGUAUGGAUGUCAAAUGACAAAUAUUAUUCCAGCAAUAAAGGGCUUCUCUUUGAUAUUUCCUUUGAUAUUAGGAUUGUCCAUCAACCUCCAAAUAGCCCUGACACUAACAUCAAUGACUUGGGUUGGUUUAGGGCUAUUCAAAGCUUGCAAGUGCAAUCAGUUUGCUCAAACGCGGAAGAUUUAGUUAAAGCAGUUCAGAUUUCAUUCAAUGAGCUAAGUCCUAAUACAUUGAACUAUGUUUUCUUGAGUUUACAGGGUUGA
Messenger RNA from Salvia miltiorrhiza (redroot sage), 993 nucleotides. RefSeq lists its product as uncharacterized. The record is from RefSeq and is a predicted model, not a curated record. The coding region runs from base 1 to 993 and encodes 330 amino acids. NCBI's taxonomy places the organism in Eukaryota, Viridiplantae, Streptophyta, Magnoliopsida, Lamiales, Lamiaceae. Gene Ontology annotation, molecular function: nucleic acid binding. The transcript has 3 exons.